Molecule: messenger RNA, 435 nt
Organism: Bacillus rossius redtenbacheri
Lineage: Eukaryota; Metazoa; Arthropoda; Insecta; Phasmatodea; Bacillidae
Product: calcium-binding and coiled-coil domain-containing protein 2-like
Exons: 2
Coding region: 1-435 (144 amino acids)
Source: RefSeq, a predicted model, not a curated record
AUGGAGAGUGGAGCGUGGAGCAUGGAGAGUAGAGCAUGGAGAGUAGAGCUUGGAGAGUGGAGCGUGGAGCAUGGAGAGUGGAGCGUGGAGAGUAGAGCUUGGAGAGUGGAGAGUGGAGAGUGGAGCGUGGAGCGUGGAGCAUGGAAAGUGGAGAGUGGAGCGUGGAGAGUGGAGCAUGGAGAGUGGAGCAUGGAGAGUGGAGCGUGGAGAGUGGAGCGUGGAGCGUGGAGCGUGGAGAGUGGAGAGUGGAGCAUGGAGAGUGGAGCGUGGAGAGUGGAGAGUGGAGAGUGGAGCGUGGAGAAGAGUGGAGCGUGGAGAGUGGAGCAUGGAGAGUGGAGCGUGGAGAGUGGAGAGUGGAGCGUGGAGAGUGGAGCAUGGAGAGUGGAGCGUGGAGCAUGGAGAGUGGAGCAUGGAGUGUGGAGCAUGGAGCGUUGA